This is a messenger RNA of Aspergillus bombycis, 1605 nucleotides long. RefSeq names its product putative G-patch DNA repair protein (Drt111). The record is from RefSeq and is a predicted model, not a curated record. Lineage: Eukaryota; Fungi; Ascomycota; Eurotiomycetes; Eurotiales; Aspergillaceae. The transcript is spliced from 5 exons. Gene Ontology annotation, molecular function: nucleic acid binding. Bases 1 to 1605 code for a protein of 534 amino acids. Gene Ontology annotation, biological process: mRNA cis splicing, via spliceosome. Gene Ontology annotation, cellular component: precatalytic spliceosome.
AUGGCUUCUGAGAACACCCCCUCGAAGCCCGGGGGCAUGCUCUCGCUCUAUGCAAAUCUGCUUGAUCCAGCCGCCGAUAACUCUCCCGGGACGAUUUCUCGCGCCCCGGUCGUCUUCAAGCAAGCCUCCGAAGGCGAGUCGCAGCCAGAUGAAUUAGCUGCCAAGAAACAACAGCUCAAUGCCGCUUCUCUCCGAUUUCAGCCUACGAAAAGACCCCAACUAUCUGCGCAGAAACCAAAACCGAAACCAGCUUUACCGAAGGCAGCUCCUGUUCCCGCACCGGCAGCGGCUCCUAAGACUACUCUUGCAGAUUGGGCUAAUACCGAAGAGGAUGAUGUCAAUGACUUCUAUGCUGGCCCAAAAAGGCAGCGGGGUGGGCGCAAGAAGCGCAAGAAGAAUAAGGAUACGCGGGAAUUUGCUCAGGACUGGGACGAUAUCUACGACCCGUCGCGGCCUAAUAGUUACGAAGAAUAUAAGCACAGCGAUGAGCAGAUAGCCGAAGUUCGCGAGUGGAAAGAUCGCCUCUACGCACAUCGCAUAGUGCGAUCUCCGAGCCGAGAUUCGUAUAGUGAUGAGGACUAUGGAAGACCAAUGAACCGACAAUUCGCCCCUCCGAGCAGCUUCGCACCACCUCCAAACCUCAACGAUAUGUCACCCGCUCCCGCUGAUAUACCAGAUGCUGCUUCCGGAGAGGAGGCAUUUGCCCGGCGUGCACAACUGCAAACAAACCUAGCCGAUACGGCUAUGACCGACUAUAUACCACCACCUCCCCCAGAGGCAUCUUCAGCGCCUGUUACAGAUGACCCUACGGGUGGAGAUGCUUAUCUACGUCGCAUUCAGAUGUCGGCUGGAGCCCAGCCUACAGCAGAAUCUGCACCACCGCCACAACCACGGCCGCUAGAAGCGCUGCAACCUGCCUCUGCAACUAUUUCUCGUGCACCCGUCCGCUAUACUUUACCUCCCCCACCGGCAGAUAUACCUGCAUCAGAAGCAGAGCUUGAGGAAGUCUUCGCUAAGGAGCAACCAAUGGAAGGUGAGGGUGAAGGUGAAGAGGAGGGUCAGCGCUCACUCCGACCCGGACAGAAGGGAUUUGCUCAGCGUCUGCUUGAAAAGUAUGGUUGGACAAAAGGUUCUGGUUUGGGCGCAACGGGAUCGGGUAUUGUCAACCCAUUGCAGGUCAAGGUCGAGAAACAGAAGAAGCGGCCAGACUCGGAGGGUGGUGGCUUUGCCACUCCCGCUGGUAGGGGUAAAAUUAUUGGUGGUUCUAGGAAGAAAGAAGACGAAGGGAAGUUUGGUCAAAUGAGCGAAGUCAUUGUCUUGAAGGGCAUGUUAGACGGCAUGGAUGUGGAGGCAGAACUAGAAGGCGAUCAGGAUGGGGGCUUGAUGCAAGAGAUCGGGGAUGAGUGUUCUGAGAAGUAUGGAAAUGUCGAACGCGUCUUCAUUGCCCGCGGCUCGGCCCCUCCAGUUCCGGUAUUUGUCAAAUUCACCAAUCAGCUAUCUGCUCUAAGAGCUGUCAAUGCCUUGGAGGGCCGAAUAUUCAACGGGAAUCCAAUCACAGCUCGGUUCUUUGAUACACAGAAAUUUGAGCAAGGAUUAUAUGAAUAG